AGCCCUAAUUUUGCCAUUCGACUUCGCAAUCGCAGUUUCGAGCACCCUUUUGUAUUUGCGUCAGUUGUUUGGGCAGGUGAAGCUCUUCGAAUUUCCGCCAUGAAGCCUCUGGAACCCCGUCAGAUCAAGUUUCCAGGGCGAGCCUUACUCUGUGUGGGUCCCAGGGUUUAGGGCUUAUGGACUUAGGAGUCAAGCGAUGCCGACAGUCGAUAUUUUGAAGGGGGGUUCGGAUUGGAAAUGUUUGAGUUCGGUGUAGUGCCGAAGUCGUAUUGGUGGACAUGCUUGGCGCAAGAGUUGGACCUGAUCCGAGUUCAAUAAGGGCAUUGAACAUUUGACGCAAUUCAAUGGACGAGGAUGCAGCUCGAGACGAACUGGAUACCAGGGCUUUGGAAGUUGAAGCCUGUGAGCUAGAUCGAGCGAUCACUUCUUUGCUGCAAACACAUGACUCAAAAGCAAAUGAUUGGAUAAAUGGCUUUGUGGUUCUACCUCGAGCAUGGACCGUGUCCCUUUAUCUGGCAUUUCCACCUCCAGGAUCGGCUGCUGGUGGAUCCGAGGACGUUCGUUUCUUUGCCUUGAAUCUCUUGCUUUCGAAAAUAAGGGGGGACCGAUCUCAAGUGCCAGCAGAUGAAGCGUACGAAAUCUACGAGGCAUUGAUGCGUCAGCUGCCUUUGAAUCUGGGGAACAGGACGGUUGGAGCAAGGCUGUGUCUGGUAGUGAGUGGUGCUGCCGCACUGGCAGGUGCAGACACUUGUUAUGAAUUGGUGGAAUAUAUAGUGGGCGGGUCUGUGGAUGGUCCUCUGGCAGUAGAAUUGCUCAUCAGCCUUGCCGAAGAGACUUUGCACAGAACCACUGCUCUUCCUUGGCAGGUUGGAGAGUGCAUGCAGUACUGCAGUCCACAGGUCAUCUCUUAUUUGCAGGCGUUGGUGGAAGCACCUGGUAUACAUCAGGAUUUUGUUGCUAGGGUUAUAGUCUGUUUUGAGCGUUGGAUACGCGCAGGGGUUGUAUUGUCAGAGUUUUAUUUGAACAACGCAUCAUUGUUGAAAGUGGUUCUGGAGGCUUUAGGGUCUUCAGAUGAUGCAUGCUUUGAAGGGGCUGUGGGCAGUUUGUCAGAGUUGAUUUCUGCUGUUGAUCCUCUGCCUGGUAGGGAAGAUGCAGUGCGCGCUGUGAUAUCCGCAGUUUUGGCACAGAAAGGGCAGUUUGUCGCUGCCAUAUCAAGUCCUAGUGACUCAACCAUCAAACGGGCUCAGGCAUUGUUAUCCCUGGUAAGCGUAAUCUGUUGCUCUGAGCCUUACCUUCUUGCCAAAGGCGGGCAGGAUGCUUCAGAUAUCUUUGAAUGGCUCAUCCUUGGGUUAGGAAAUCUCGGCCUCGAUGGUUCGUCGAUUGCUGCAGAACCAUGGCCCCGAAUUAUCGGCGUACCAAAAUCCAAAAGAAGUGAUCUACUGCAGAGUCCUUUAUUUGCUGCAUGCGCCCAGGCCAUACUUCAGUCCACCACGUAUCCUUCGGAAUUCAGCACCUGGGAGGAAUCUGAGGUGGAGGAAGAUGAAUUCUAUAGAUUUCGAGAAGGUCUGGCUAAAGACACAUUGGUAGCUUGCUUCAAUGAACUCGGCAGUGCACUGCUUGUAUACAUCAUUGACCGAUUUCGUGGCGCGAAUCGUUGGCAAGAUGCUGAAGUCUGUCUUUAUGCAGCAAUUUCUCUCAGUAACGAGAUCCUGAAUCCUGUAGCAGAUAACCAUCUCGGUUGUGAUGCUGGUAAAUCGUUCUUUUUGACCAUUAUCACAUCAUUGCCAGGCAGCUCCGCUGUUAUACAGCUGGAUUCGGCAUCCUUGCCUCAUCCUAAAUUGGUAGAGACGACAGCGACGUUCUUAGAAAGUUAUGCUGAUUGGGCGGCUUUGGAUCCAAAUGCGUUGCAAACUAGUCUGAGUUACAGUGUGGGAGCAUUAUACAUUCCAGAUGCUAGAUCGAAGGCUGCUAGUGCACUGAGAGAAUUAUGUCGUGCCGCUGCUCCCUCCAUAGCGGCUACUGGCAUGCUCCCAGCACUGAUGGAUGCAUGUGAAAAAGCAGUAAAAACAUCCUUCCGAAGAGUGUCAGAGAGUUCUGAUCGUCUUGCUUUGAUCAAAGGACUCGCACAAGUAGCUGUUGCAUUGCCCCUGGAAGAAGCCAAAUCUGCAUUAAUCUCACUGACGACCUCAGCUGUCUGUGCUAUAAAAGCCCUUGCCGGAGCACGAGAUGUUUUGGACGAGAACGGACCCAGACUUGCGGAAGCUUUGAGAGUUCUGGUGGUUGCCAUAGAUUGUGGAGAUGCAUCAGUGUAUAACCACAGCAGUACUGCCCACCCAGGUGUUGUGAUCAUAGAAGAAGUCUGGCCCGCCAUCAACGUGAUUUCCACUGUUUGGGUUGAGGACGGCGAUGUCUCAUCAGCUGUCUGUGAACUUUGGUCUAUUAGUGCGCGGAAAGUUGGAGGAGUUCUAUCUGGCGUGAUUGUUGAAGUCAUAAUCGCAGCCACAACUUUAUUCAAGCGCCAUUAUGCUCCAGCAUGCGUGGAUUGUCUUGUGGAUAUCUUGGCUUUAGCAUCUCAGGACGCGGGCAUCUUCGAACAAGUGAGGGAAUAUGCGGGAUAUAUUAUCCUAGAAUUGUCAGAUGUUGGCGUUCAUUUAGCCCAGAUCAGCGCCGAACUCUCUGUGGGAUCCAAGUCUACAAGCUGUCUGGUCAUCUUUGCAGAACGGAAUGGUCAUGAUCAGGUCAACUUACACAGAAAGCAACAAAGUGUUGCUGCUGGGCUGCAGGCCCUCUGCCGUCUAGGUCGAGCUUUUCUGCGGCAUCAUCGCUAUACGCUAACGCAUGUUACUGCCUUUUCAAAUUUGGUCAGUUGUGGUAUUGAAUGCCUUCGGAGAAGGUACAUGGGCCCAUCCUUAUCAGCUGUGAAGUUUCUAGCGGAGAUUGCAAUGGGUUUCGGAUACUCUGAUGAGGAUAACAUUGACAGGAUCGAAUGGCGAAUUCAGGCGGACUUGUCCGCUUGUUGGGAUGAAAUUCUUGGCCCUCAUCUGAAUCCAAUAGUGGAAAUUGCACUGAAGACUGCAGCAGGGAGUGAUAUUGUACCUAGUACUCGAGAUGCGCUUUCAGAUAUUUUUUACGGGCUUUGCCUGCGUCAUGCUCGAUAUUGUGAAGCAGCCUUGAAAGCUGCCGUCAAUAGCCCCAACUUCCCUUUUAAGACGGGCACUUUAACUGAGUCUGUGAAGAGUACCUUUGUUGCAGCAGCUGUUCGUCAACCAGUGCAUCACAGACGAAUGUUUCGAGAGCUUGUAGGAGACUUUGCAAGGGUUUGCCAGGGGCAGAUGCCAGCUGAUGUGUUGCAACGCUACAACCCAACCAAUUGAUUGUCAACUCCUGUACUGAAUUUAUUUUUGGAGACAUGAGCAUUUGGAGUCGUACAGAAUGAAACAAUUCUCGUAGAAUCAAUUGGUCGUUGAAUUGGACGCCUUUCAAGAGUUGUGCAUGUCAAAUGUUCACACAACCGACAUUUGCACUGCAUGGGAGAGUUCAACACUGUAGCAUCAUGCCGAGGGACUGAUUCACGGUAAACUGGUUUUCCUCCUAAUGUCUUGCAAUCGUAUCGAAACAUGCUUUAGAAUUUGGGGCGUUAAAGAAUAUCGUAAUAGUUUUGAGUUUCUGUUUUCUAUUUUUUUAUGGUUUUAUUUUCUUGUUUUCACAGCUUCCUAGUUUCAAGGAAAGAUACUUGUGGAUUGUUUUCUGUUUCCUGCAGGCGAAUGAAGGUCGAAUUUUAUGUAUUUUAUAUCCCCAUGUCCAGGCCAAAGCUAGUUGAUCAAUUGAAGACAUCAUAGUUCAGAAAACCUUUGACAAUGCAAGGGUACUCCCAGGUGUGGGUACCAAUGUGAUGGAUGACCUGCACUUAUUGUUUCAUUCAGGUUUUCAGCAGGAGCUUGAUGGAGGUUAAUGAAAAACAAUUUAGCUGCCAUGUGAGCUGAUUGAGUCUUGGGUUCGCAUUUUGUUAAUUUCAACUGUAACUGAGACUUCACCAAUUUUAAACAUUCCCGGAGGUUUUCGUUACUGAAGAACUUGGUAGCUCAUCCUCCUUCAGCUUGCUUACUACAUUGACCAUGUUCUGUUGAUACUCGCACAAGUUUUCUGUACAUAGCGUUUCUAGACAACAGUGUCGAGACCAAAGUGGAAACUUGUAGAGUGCAAGCUAUAAGGUUUUAGUCAUAUUUUUGUAUCAUUUGAUGGCAUCUAAAUAGCUUAGAGCUAUGACGCAGAUGAGUACUUCAAACGUGUAAAGAAGUAUGUUCAUUGUAAUUUUUGUGAACAUGAUCUUAAGGGUAUUUGACUGA
Molecule: messenger RNA, 4346 nt
Organism: Physcomitrium patens
Lineage: Eukaryota; Viridiplantae; Streptophyta; Bryopsida; Funariales; Funariaceae
Biological process (GO): protein import into nucleus
Cellular component (GO): cytoplasm
Source: RefSeq, a predicted model, not a curated record